UUGUAUAUACUAUUUUAUAUUAAUUCAGAUACUGGAAUGCAAUAAUUCAGGACAGCUUAUUAAUUAUAAUUAUAUGAACUUAUAUAUAACAAUAAGUGUCUCUUUAUAAGAAUUACAAUUAAAAUAAUGAUCAAAUUUUUAAAUGCUAACUUGGGCUCACCAUGAAAAUAUCAAAAUCGGUUCAGUAGUUUCUGGCUUUUUGGUACCUACAAAAAAACAAAAUCUUUCCUCUGAAUAAUGUUUAUAGAGGUAAAUUCACAUCGUAUAGAUAAGUGAAAAUAGCAAGUAGUUUAUUAAUGCCAACACCCAUGAAUACAGGACCAGCGUCAUAGAUAAAGGCAUCUGAAAAUACUACCUAUAAUGAACCUUGAAAAUAAUAUUCCAAUCAACCGCCUCCGCUUUUCUCCGUCUAUGAUGAAGAUAAAAGUGCGUGUUAUAAAUAAAAAAGAUAUCGCCUGCACUAAGUCCAAAAGUAAUGGAAAGUACUUCAGUUUGAUUCUGGCCGAUGAAAGUGGGAAAAUUAGUGCCACAGCUUUUGAUAACAAUGCUGAAAGAUUCUUCUCUAAGUUUGAGGUUCAUGAGUUAUAUUAUAUCACCAAUUUUAGACUGGAAAGAAGCAAACCCGGGUACGAUAAAUUACAUGAGUAUUAUAUAACAUUAAUGCAAAAUACUGUGGUAGAAAGAUGUGAGCAUAAAUUAAAAUACACACCAAUCAUUGUAAUCGCCAAUACGAGUAUAGGAUCUGAAAUAGGUAAUUACUUAGAUGUAAUCGGUGUUUGCAAGUUAGCAGAUGAUAUAGAAGAAGUGAACGAUCGAACCGGCCAACCUAUAAAAAAGAGGCGCGUCAUCCUUGUUGAUAAUUCCGCUGCCGGAGCUCGUCUCACAGAAUUCAAAGGCAAGAGGUUCCUAUUAUGUACGAAAGCCACAAAAUUACAAUACAACCCUGAGUCGCCCGAAGCACACAAACUCAGAAUCUGGUACGAUAAUGGUGGUGCUAAUAUAGGCAUCGAAAAUUUAUCUGGAGUACACAGUUUCAAUGUAAACUCAGACGGAAAACGGGAAUGGAUAACACUAGCAGAAGUUGUAAAUAGAGUGUAUAGCGGCAAUUGCGAUGAUUAUUUCUGCCUCUGCGUUAUAAAUGUAAUCUUUUCAUCUAACGCCUUGUACAAGGCGUGCCCUACAGAACACUGUUAUAAGAAAAUGGUUGAACGUGAUAAUGUGUAUUACUGCGAAAAGUGCAAAAGAAAUUAUUCCAAUUUCGUUCACCGGUUCAGAUUUUGUGCUAAUGUGUCGGAUCCAACGGGUGAACAAGAAAUAACUUCAUUUAACGACAUUGCUGAAAAGUUGAUCGGGAGAAAAACAGCCGAUAUCGUAGAUAUGCUAAAUUGUAAUAGAAACAAAUACGCAAAUAUGUUCGAAGAUAUCCAAUAUAAGACAUUCGUUUUCAAAUUCCAAACACGCAAGGAAUAUUUUCAUGAUGAAGUUCGUCUGAAGACAAUAGUGAUGAACGCGCAGCCCGUGAACUACAAGGACGCGAACGCGAGACUCGUGCGCAGUAUCACGGCGCUAUGCAAUGUCGGCAUUUAAUAAAUUUUUCAAUAUAUUAUAAUUUUGUCCACAUAAGUUUACAUGUCAUAUACCUAAUAGAUAUAUGAAUUAAUGUAGAACGCUUAUUAUUACGAAUUAGGUAUAUAAUAAAUAAGACUGAAAAAUUUACUAAAUGUGUCACAUUUAUAAUCUGUGAUAAAAAAAUUAUUUACUAACGUUGAAUAUUAAUUACUAUGUAAAAUAACUAUAUUUUUAUUGAAAUAUAUUUUUAUACAUCGAU
Messenger RNA from Colias croceus (clouded yellow), 1828 nucleotides. Its product is annotated as replication protein A 70 kDa DNA-binding subunit-like. Lineage: Eukaryota; Metazoa; Arthropoda; Insecta; Lepidoptera; Pieridae. The record is from RefSeq and is a predicted model, not a curated record. The coding region runs from base 361 to 1587 and encodes 408 amino acids. Gene Ontology annotation, molecular function: nucleic acid binding. The transcript has 9 exons.